This is a messenger RNA of Penicillium soppii, 339 nucleotides long. RefSeq names its product thiamine-binding protein. Bases 1 to 339 code for a protein of 112 amino acids. NCBI's taxonomy places the organism in Eukaryota, Fungi, Ascomycota, Eurotiomycetes, Eurotiales, Aspergillaceae. The transcript has 4 exons. The record is from RefSeq and is a predicted model, not a curated record. Gene Ontology annotation, cellular component: cytosol.
AUGUCUAUUCCAACUCCCGCCCACUGUGUCGCAGACUUCUGUUUAAUCCCCAUCGGCACCUCAUCACCUUCAGUCUCAGACCAGAUCGCCGACGUCCAGCGGCUGAUCGAAACAUGCGGCUUGAAGUAUGUCAUGCAUUCCGCAGGCACAACAAUCGAAGGUUCCUGGGACCAGGUUCAUCAGGUUAUCGGUCAGGCGCAUACAAUUCUCCACCGACAGGGGAUUGUUCGGAUUCAGACUGAUAUUCGUGUUGGGUCGAGAACCGAUAAGGUGCAGUCUUUUGAGGAUAAAGUGAGUAAGGUGCGGGAAUUGUUGGCGAAGGAUCAACAAAAGGCUUAG